Messenger RNA from Paramacrobiotus metropolitanus, 2392 nucleotides. Its product is annotated as neuronal acetylcholine receptor subunit alpha-10-like. Gene Ontology annotation, biological process: signal transduction; nervous system process; regulation of membrane potential. Gene Ontology annotation, cellular component: postsynaptic membrane; neuron projection; synapse. Gene Ontology annotation, molecular function: transmembrane signaling receptor activity; acetylcholine-gated monoatomic cation-selective channel activity. The transcript is spliced from 6 exons. The coding region runs from base 424 to 2169 and encodes 581 amino acids. The record is from RefSeq and is a predicted model, not a curated record. NCBI's taxonomy places the organism in Eukaryota, Metazoa, Tardigrada, Eutardigrada, Parachela, Macrobiotidae.
UACGCUUCCACUGCUAUGCAGUGCGCACGUUAUACAACACGAUAUAUGUACGGUAUAUAUGAAUGCAUAUUCCGCGGUGCAGCAGUUGUGACUGAAAUAUCAUUAAAUUUUCAUGGAUUUAUUUAUCUAUGGCGGGACUGAUUUAUUUCCUGUCUUGUCAUGACGCGUCCAUCAAUGGGAAUUGUUUAAUAAAACAUUUGAAGUUAUCUAGUGCGCACUUCACCGAUACGAAACCCACAUUUAUAUUAGUGACCUUUAUUACGGAUUCACUCGCGUGAAAGUGAUGCGCUUCCCGAUGGGAACACGUUUUAUUUGUGCUAAUGGUGUUCGUAAAUAAAAUAUUAUUUAAAGGAGGAAACCGGUGUCGCCAUAAGUGGAUACUAAUGUCGCUCAAGCAGUGCUCUGCAAUCUUAUGUUUUUGCUAUGAUGCAAAACAGCUGGAUUAGAUUUGGUGCAACCCUAACUGUACUGUGCAUGCUAAUUAAAGAAUCUUUUGGUAUUCCGCCAAUGAUUUCCGGUUUUGUCCGUGCCAAAGAGAACCAAACUGAUGAGCAGCGAUUGCUCUAUACCCUACUGCGAGGAUAUGAGAAAAGUGUCCGGCCAGUUAGAAAUGCCUCUACACCGAUUAAUGUCCGACUGGGAAUAACAUUAACUCAUCUUUUCGAUUUGGAUGAGAAAAAUCAGGUUUUAACAACAAUGGUUUGGCUUGAUCAAGAAUGGAUUGACGAAUUGCUGAUCUGGAAUCCUGCCGAAUACAACGGGUUAGCCGUUUUGAGGAUACCGUGUGAACUUUUGUGGCUUCCAGACAUCGUGCUGUAUAACAACGCUGACGAUUAUACGAGCGGAUACAUGAAAAGCAAAGCGAUGGUGCAAAGCGACGGGAAUGUGUUUUGGCCGCCGCCCACCAAGCUGAGAAGCACUUGUCGUGUGAACAUAACCUUCUUCCCUUUUGAUACUCAACAAUGCAUUAUGAAAUUUGGCUCCUGGACAUAUAAUGGAUUUCAAGUAACCGUGACUAACCGCACUGCCGAAGUGGAUUUGAAGAAUUACGUCAAGAAUGGCGAAUGGGAACUAUUACGUAUUGAAGUGCAGCGCAAUGAAGUCUUUUACAGCUGCUGUGUGGAGCCGUUUUUCGAUGUUACCUUUUACAUCACCAUCAGGCGGAAAGUGCUUUAUUACACGUACAAUGUGAUUUUUCCAUGCAUGAUGAUGUCGGCAUUAACGCUUUUGGUAUUCCUUCUCCCACCUGAUAGCGGAGAAAAAAUUGCCCUUGGUGUGACCGUACUCUUGGCGUUCUCUGUAUUCAUGCUUGCCAUUGCGGAAAAAUUGCCGGAAACGUCGGACUUUAUUCCUUUGAUAGGAAUUUAUCUAACGGUCGUGAUGACAAUGACAUCCAUAUCCGUGAUUAUGACCGUGAUUAUCCUCAAUUUUCAUUUCCGCUCGCCGGAAAAAUACACCGUGCCGCCGUGGGUGUGCGAUGUGGUGCUGAAUAAACUCGCCUACAUCCUGUGCAUUGAAACGGAUUACAACAAGCGCUUGAGAAGCAAAGCCGCAUCCCGCUGCAUUACCCGUAGCCCAUCACAGCGGUCUAGACAAACACAAAUCCCGGAUGCCGAUGCCGACUACGCUGUAAUCCCCAACAGCAACUCCAUUCCGCUCAAGCCGCGCACUUCCCAUGGUCAAGUGUCCGCGGCCGCGUAUAAAGCCACCACCAGCGACCAUACCAGCAGUCACUCACCGAUUAUCUCACCAUACCUGCGCCAGUCCAGUAAACUCCGCCGGCAACUGUACGCGGCGACCAGUAUAAAUGCGGGUUCCCAUUCCCCCUAUGCCGCGGAUGUUGAGAAUCAUGUUGCCGCCGGCAAUCGCCGGCUCCACCGCAUGACCUUGGAUCCCCAUCCGGCACCGCGGCGCUCAGCGCGCAGUGUCAGUAAGGACCGUCUGCAGGAGGAGGUUAUACGGGCGUUGACGCUGCUGGUGGCGCGGCAGGAAGAAGACGAGACGCUACUGAGUAUACGCAAACAAUGGCGACAAGUUGCUCAAGUCUUGGACCGCCUACUUUUCUGGAUAUUUACCACGGGCACCGUGGUAUCGACGUUUGUUCUGCUUGUUAUAGUGCCGAAAACCGGUGAUCUGGGAAUCUAUGAUCCGGUUGAAGAUCGGAUUUAAAUUGUAGUUGAAAUGUUUAUUAUCUAUGUAUUUAUGUAAAAGCAAUGCUUUCGCAUGAUAUUUAAUUAGACACUUUUUUGUGGUUGUUAUCUAACGUAAGUAAAGAACAAACAAACACUUUUUUGAAAAUGUGUAUGUACAAUUUUGUAGAUCAAUCAAAUGCAGACAGUCAUGCGCGCGAUUCAGCAAACGGAGUAACGUACUGGCCAAUUUUGUAAUAAAG